Molecule: messenger RNA, 1293 nt
Organism: Tripterygium wilfordii
Lineage: Eukaryota; Viridiplantae; Streptophyta; Magnoliopsida; Celastrales; Celastraceae
Product: DNA damage-repair/toleration protein DRT100-like
Exons: 1
Coding region: 57-1169 (370 amino acids)
Molecular function (GO): protein binding
Source: RefSeq, a predicted model, not a curated record
ACUAUCCCCUCACUCUCCCAGUGGCAGACUCACAGUGACUGCACGAGAGAGAAACAAUGGCGACCUUCAUACACCUUAUAACAACAUUAUUAUUAUUUUUAGUAGUACUCUCAACCAAGGUGAAAUCUUGUCCACCGUCAGAUCUCGAGGCGCUCUUGGCCGUCAAGUCUUCCCUCAACGAGCCCUACUUGAACAUCUUCAACACAUGGACCGGCACAAAUUGUUGCAAUAACUGGUUCGGAGUCAGCUGCGACCCCACAACUGGCCGAGUAGCCGAUCUCACUCUCCGCGGCGAGUCCGAGGAUCCCAUUUUCCAAAAAUCAGGCCGUACCGGUGGUUACAUGACUGGUUCUAUUAAACCUGACAUCUGCCGCCUCGACAAGCUCACUACACUCAUCGUAGCCGAUUGGAAGGCCAUCUCCGGACAAAUACCUACCUGCAUUACUACUUCCCUCACUUCUCUACGAGUCCUCGACCUUGUCGGGAACCAGAUCUCCGGUAAUAUUCCGGCCGAGAUCGGUAAUCUCCAGAGCCUAGCGGUCCUCAACAUCGCCGACAAUCAGAUCUCCGGCGAGAUCCCGGCGUCGAUUGUUAAUCUCAAAAGCUUGAAGCACCUAGAUCUUAGCAAUAACAAGAUUUCCGGCGAAAUACCCGCUGAUUUCGGGACUCUAGUCAUGCUGAGUCGAGCAUUACUGAAUCGGAACCAACUCACCGGUUCUAUACCUAGUUCAAUCGGUAACAUGAACAGAUUAGCGGAUUUGGACUUGUCCAUGAACCAAAUCUCCGGCUCUAUCCCAUCGGAGUUGGGGAAAAUGCGGGUCCUCUCGACCCUGAACUUGGAUAGCAACCAGAUUUCGGGUCAAAUACCGCCCGCAUUAUUGAGCGACUCUGGUUUGGGUAUUCUGAACCUCAGCCGAAACGCACUUGAAGGAAACAUACCGGAUGUUUUCGGUCCGAAUACCUAUUUUUUGGUACUUGAUUUAUCCUACAAUAGCUUGAAGGGUGCAAUACCCGGUUCGUUGUCGUCGUCAAAGUUUGUCGGGCACUUGGAUUUGAGCCAUAACCACCUUUGUGGUUCCAUUCCGAUUGGCUCGCCGUUCGACCAAUUCGAAGCGCCGUCGUUUUCUAACAAUGACUGUUUAUGCGGGAACCCGUUGAAGACUUGUUAAUGUGUGGUGUUUCGGCCCGAUAGAUUAACAGUCGUGUUGUACGUGUUUUAUUUUGUGCACGUAAAUGUCGUAAUAUUUAGUGUGUUCGUGUUAUGAUUAAUUAAGGUGAUUCUAAAUGCACAUA